GAGGAGGAAGAGGAGGAGAAGAGAGCUGAUGUGGGCCGAGGAAGCCAUGGCUGCUGCCUAAAACACACACACACACGUACAGAAGGGAAGCUUUUUCCUUUUGGAGGGAUCCAGGUCCUGUUGCCAUGGCUGGUGGGAAACAGGAGCUUAAGAGAAGCAUCUCCAUCAUCCCCUGCUUUGUGUUUGUGGAGCUGGUGAUCAUGGCAGGCACUGUGGUGCUGGCCUACCACUUUGAAUACACCGACACUUUCCCUGUGCAUCUGCAAGGCUUCUUCUGCUACGACAGUGUCUACGCCAAGCCCUACCCUGGCCCUGAGGACACCAGCCGAGCACCUCCAGUCCUGGUCUACUCUCUCGUCACUGCUGUGCCCACCGUAACGAUACUUGUUGGGGAACUGGCCGCUUUCUUUCUCCAGCCAGAAAGACGUGAGGAGAAAACGAUCAUCUCGGGCGAGUGCUGUUAUUUCAACCCCCUCCUACGUCGCAUCAUCCGCUUUUUGGGCAUCUAUUCCUUUGGUCUCUUCACUACCACCAUCUUUGCCAACGCUGGGCAAGUGGUGACCGGCAACCAGACCCCACACUUCCUCUCGGUGUGUCGGCCCAACUACACCGCCCUGGGCUGCCAGCCACCACCCGGCACUGUCUACGUCACGGAUAAGGCGGCCUGUACUGGGAACCCUGUGCUAGUCGCUGCUGCCCGCAAAGCCUUCCCCUCCAAGGAUGCAGCCCUCAGCGCCUAUGCCGUGGCCUACACUGUGAUGUACGUGACGCUCGUGUUCCAGCUGAAGGGCUCCCGCUUGGCCAAGCCCUCCCUCUGCCUGGCCCUCCUCUGCCCGGCUUUCUUGGUGGGCGUGGUGCGUGUUGCCGAGUACCGGAACCACUGGUCCGAUGUGCUGGCUGGAUUCCUCACAGGUGGGGCCAUUGCUGCGUUCCUGGUGACUUGUGUGGUCAACAAUUUCCAGAGUACUUCACCUAUGACCAAGAAAGACCCCCCACCUGAGAAUCCACCCAGUGCCCCAGUCAUGGGCUUGCCCUGCGUUGACAGUUCCCUUGAAAAGUUAAGUGUGGCUCAGCAGGUGAGGGACCCCCCAGAAGAGCAGGAGUUUUCUACGCUACUCUCAAGAGGCCUGGAAAGGCAGCUAGCACGAUCUCUGCGCUUGGCAGCGCCCGGCAGCGCAGCGGUGGCCCGCCCCUACGAAAUCACAGAGCUGUGUUCACAGAGAUCACCUGAUCCUCAACUGUGUCUCUUCCCCACCACCCCAGAUGUCCUUAUUCCCUCCCGGUCGGUCACCAGCGAGGUCUGACCCAAGGAGGCACUCCGCCAUUCUUAAAGCGGGGCUGGGGUUUUGGGGUGGGUGGGCCGAAACUUCUUACUCUCUCAGAUUCCCAUCCUCUUCCUUGGCCUUUCCUUGGAACAGGUUUGUGGGUUGUUGUCAUGCCAUACUUCUGAUUCUCUGAUAUGAGUGUGCUUGGGGAGGGGGGGGGGGCAAAGAAGCAGGGUUAAAAUAAAACACCUUAAGUUUUCCAUUGGGGCUGAUGCCAUUUAAAGGGGCUUGAUCCUGCUGCUAGUUGCACAUCUUCUCUGGGACUGAGCCGUCUGGGACUUUGAUCAGA
Molecule: messenger RNA, 1614 nt
Organism: Elgaria multicarinata webbii
Lineage: Eukaryota; Metazoa; Chordata; Lepidosauria; Squamata; Anguidae
Gene: PLPPR2
Product: phospholipid phosphatase related 2
Exons: 9
Coding region: 126-1304 (392 amino acids)
Biological process (GO): phospholipid metabolic process; signal transduction; phospholipid dephosphorylation
Cellular component (GO): plasma membrane
Molecular function (GO): phosphatidate phosphatase activity
Source: RefSeq, a predicted model, not a curated record